Molecule: messenger RNA, 432 nt
Organism: Botrytis byssoidea
Lineage: Eukaryota; Fungi; Ascomycota; Leotiomycetes; Helotiales; Sclerotiniaceae
Exons: 1
Coding region: 1-432 (143 amino acids)
Source: RefSeq, a predicted model, not a curated record
AUGACGGCCGAAACGAGAAGAAUUUCUUCAGCCAACUUUGAAGCUACCGAUGAGAACAUGGCUUCAGCUAAAGAGUCCGAGUCAAAGACCAAUUCAUUCAGUUAUGUGCUUGAAAUGAAACUCCCAAGAGAGUAUGCGGCGUUCGAAGAUAGAGAAAAUGAAGUUUCUUCAAGGACUUCACGAAGAGCCGUUAUGUGGCAGCUUGUAAUUGAUACUGCCAGGUACUAUUCUAUCCCAAAGGAGGAAGUGAGCCAGGAGGUGAUCAGAUGCCGUUUUCUCAUGAGCCAAGGUCCCCAAAUAUUUGAAGAGUGUUACUGUGAAUGGUGUAACGAAACACCAGAGACGAGAGAGCAAGACAAUGGACCUGUGAGAAAGAAGCUUGGCUGUAUUCGAUACUAUUUGAAGGAUACCCAGACUCCAUUUUACUUUUGA